Messenger RNA from Trichosporon asahii var. asahii CBS 2479, 2988 nucleotides. Its product is annotated as ER to golgi family transport-related protein. Lineage: Eukaryota; Fungi; Basidiomycota; Tremellomycetes; Trichosporonales; Trichosporonaceae. The transcript has 3 exons. Bases 1 to 2988 code for a protein of 995 amino acids. The record is from RefSeq and is a predicted model, not a curated record.
AUGCCCGCCGCGACUGGCAUCCCUACCCCGACAUCUCGCCGACCGCGAAACUCGCUGGGUCCCAACGUCGCCGGUGCUAACCCGAGCCCGCGCGCGGACGACACCGAGAGGGAACAGGCUCUGAAAGAUGUCCUUCGACGGAGACCGCCGUCUGCCCUCGGCAAUGGCUCGGACGCCGACUCCCCCAGUCUCGAACGAUCAUUACAGGCUCCUCGCACUCUCCGGCCGAAGACGCCGAACGGUGCGGCCAGUGGCCUCGCGACCCCCUCCUCUCGCCCUGGCAGCAGGCCAUCGCUGAGUGCACGGACAAGUUUAUCUGCGUCCUCUGUCGGGCCUAGCAGGCGCACGUCCCUGGCCGCCGCGGCUGUGACCACUCCGACUUUUAAGCGUCCAGAAAGUCGAGCCGGCGGAAAGUGGUCGCCCGCCGUCGGAGACCGUGUUCGUCUUCCCAGUCACGGCUUCGAGGGCACCGUUCGCUACCUCGGCGAAACCCACAUACGCGACGGUAUCUGGGCUGGAGUGGAACUCGAGGGCCUGUUUCAAGGCAAGGGACGAAACGAUGGAAGUGUCGAUAACGUCCGAUACUUCGAUUGCGCUCCUAACUGUGGUAUCUUCGUGCAAGCGGAGAAGCUCGCCCCGCCGACGUCAACUAUGGCAAGUAGUACUUCUCGCCCUGCGUCCGCCGCCAGCCAUCGAUCGAAUUACUCGCAGAGCGGACGAAUGACACCCUCCCAGUCUGGACGGAUGACACCGUCACAGAGUGGACGAAUGACACCCUCGCAGAGCGGGCGCAUGACCCCUUCGCAGAGGCGCGCCAUGACUCCCAAUUUUGGCCGCCGGGCGGACGAUGACAGCUCAACGUUGCGCUCAAACGCGGCCCGUGCUGCAGAGGCCAAGAUCACUGCGGGAUCAAGGGCGAGCAAGUACAUUGGUGUAACGGCCAAGCAGCUCGAAGCCAAGAGCGGCGCUGGGCUGGCGUCGAGCACGUCCGGCAUUGCGACUCCGAAGGCGAGCAAGAUUGGCGUCCCGUCGACGACGCCGAUCAGCCGGGCGCGGCCCAGCAUCGGCGGUGCACUCGCGACACCAAAGGCACGCGGUGCCCGACCUAGUGUCGUCGGAGGAACCGCGGCCGAGAUGAUGCCCCCGCCGCCAUCACCGCAGAUCAAGCAGCACCCUAACGCGAUCCCCAACACACAGGCUCUCGAGGAGGAAAUCAAGGAGCUGAAGCAGCGGAAUGCGGAGCUUGAGGCGGCCAACGAAGCGGCCGAGGCCGCUGCCGCUGAGGCGAAGGCUGCCGCCGCCGAAGCCAACGAAGCUGCUGAGGCGGCCAAGUCUGCGCCUGCUCCUGAACCUGCCGAGCCGGCCGAGGACCACUCGGCGCGGCUAGCGGAGCUCGAGGCGGAAGUCAAGGCCGCAAAGGAGGAAGCCGAGUCUCUGCGGAAGGAGCUUGCGGAGUCAAGUGGCAGCGCGGCCGACAGCCGGCGGCAGAGCGAGCAGCUGCGCGAGCAACUCCAGGCGGACAGCAGCAAGCUGCAGCACGAGCUGGACGCCAAGGUCAAGGAGCUGGAGGACCUGCGCGGCGAGAUGACUCUUGCUGCCGAGCGUGCGGCCAGCGAGCUCGACGCGGGUAUGGAGGCCAAGCAGGCUGAGGUGCAGAAGGUCGAAGAGCGGGCUUCUGCUGCCGAAUCCGAGCUCGCCGAGAUGAAGAAGCUCGUCGACGAGCUUACUUUGGCUGGAAACCUCAAUGAGAGCAAGCAGAUCUCUUUCGAGCUGCAAAUCAAGGAUCUCGAGGAGAAGCUUGCCAAGGCGGAGGCUGCGUCGUCCUCUGCCGGCGCAGCUGGUGGAGCCGACGGCUCGCCUCGCAGCGCCACCGCCGCCGAGAUCGACAACGAAACGCUCACUGCGCAGGUGAAACACCUACAGGGCCGCAUCUCCUCGCUCGAGGAGCAACUGGACGAGGCGCGCGGACAGGCGGACGAGAACUCGGACGCCUGGCUUGCCAAGUACAACAAGGUGCGCGAAGGCGAGGGCAAGUUAGCCUCCGAGCUUGCCAGCCUCAAGACGGACCUGAAGGCCGCGCAGGCGGAGACGGCCGCGCGCGACCAGCGCGUGACAGAGCUGCAGGGCGCGCUGGCCGAGAAUCAGUCCGCGCUCGAGGAAGCGCGCGCCGAGAUCGAGCAGUUGCGGAAGGACGCAGCCGAGGGCGAGGGCGACGCAGCGCGUCUCUCCGAGGUAUCGACCGCGCUCGAAGCGGCGGAGAAGAAGAUCAAGGAUCUCGAAGCGGACGCCAAGGCGCGCGACGGCAACGAGGCCAGUAUCCGGGGCUACCACCACAUUGUGUCCGAGAUGAAGAGCGAGAAUGCGUCGCUCAAGGCCGAGCUCGCGUCGCUGAAGGAGGAGCUGAAGCUGCAGCAGGAGCUCGACGGCGAGGACGCGGCCGGUGGUGGAGCUGGCGACGCCAAGCUGCGCAAGCAGGUGCAGACGAUGGCAGACACGAUCAAGGAGUACGAGCGCGAGGUGUCCGAGCUCGAGAGCCUGGUCGAGGCCAAGAUCUACCGCGAGGACGAGCUCGAGACGCAGCUGUCCGAGCUGGAACGCCAGCUCGAGCGCGUCAAGCGCGGCGACGUGCGCUUGUCCCAGUCCCUCCGCCCGCCCACGAACGGGUACGCCAACGGGCACAAGUCGCCGUCCAAGUCGCCUUCCAAGCCUCCCCCGCCUGCCGCCUCGACGCAUACGCGCACCGACAGCGCCGCCUCGGUCUCGUCCGUCGCCUCGGCUGCUAGCGCCGCGUCGGGCGCCAGCGCGACGUCGGACAGCAGCAGAUGCGAACUCUGCGAGGGCCCGCACGAACUCGACGCCUGUCCCGUCUUUGCGGGCAGUCUUGAUACGCCCAAGACGACCCCGGGCAAGAAGGGCAAGUGGUGCCUUGACUGUGAGAGCAGCGCGCACAAUACAGAGGAGUGCCCCAUGGCCGACGACGUGUUCUAG